AUGUCAAAUCUUGCAAAGCUUGAAUUUGCAGCCCUUGAUAUUUCGAGGAAGAAUUAUUUAUCAUGGAUUUUAGAUGCUGAAGAUAAAGCUAAAGCUAUGAUUUUCUUUCGUCGCCAUCUUUAUGAAGGGUUGAAAAUUGAAUACCUUACUGUAAAAGACCCUUCUGUAUUGUGGAAAAAUUUGAAAGUAAGAUAUGACCACCAGAAAAUUGUGAUUUUGCCAAAAGCUCGUUAUGAUUGGAUGCAUUUACGGUUGCAAGAUUUUAAAACUGAUGGAGAACUUCAUACUUCAAUUGCACCAGCUAAUGAAAUUUUGAAUGCUCAAAGUGGUACCACAACCAACAUGGAACUAGUAUCAACAAAAACGACAUUUUUUGGAUCAUUUGGGAUGAUCAACAUGGCAUAA
Vigna unguiculata (cowpea) is the source of this 405-nucleotide messenger RNA. RefSeq lists its product as uncharacterized. NCBI's taxonomy places the organism in Eukaryota, Viridiplantae, Streptophyta, Magnoliopsida, Fabales, Fabaceae. The record is from RefSeq and is a predicted model, not a curated record.